Drosophila grimshawi is the source of this 1927-nucleotide messenger RNA. Its product is annotated as neuralized-like protein 2. The record is from RefSeq and is a predicted model, not a curated record. Gene Ontology annotation, biological process: intracellular signal transduction. The transcript is spliced from 4 exons. Gene Ontology annotation, molecular function: ubiquitin protein ligase activity. Lineage: Eukaryota; Metazoa; Arthropoda; Insecta; Diptera; Drosophilidae. Bases 198 to 1133 code for a protein of 311 amino acids.
CUUCUUUUAUUUUUAAUGAGUGCGUGCCGCUGCAAUCAGCUGUGCGAUGUUACGUCAAAAGCAAAAUUGAGCGUUUGCCAACACUAAAUGACAUCAGUUCUGACGUUAAGCAACACUGUCGCACGUCAAACUCUGGUCAACUAAAAAAUUACACAAAUAAAAAAUACAUAUGGUAGAAGUAAAUAAUACAACAAAACAUGGAUGCCAUUGAUGCCAACCAGCAGGCGCCGCAUCUAGCCGACUUUGCCGGCAAUAAUGAGGCGGACAGAGAACAGUUCGAUGCCGCAGACAUCAUGAAUGAUGCGAAACUCUCCACAAAUGGUGCUGGUGGUGCGUGGGAACGUCAGCUCUUUCGGUUUCAUCAAUACCACGGCUCCAACAUACGCUUAGAAGACGAUGCAACAGUCGCCUUUCGCCGCACCAGCUUCGCGGACGCACUCACAUUCUCCGAGCGACCACUGGCACCUGGUGAAAUUUUCCUAGUUGAGAUUGAGAAAAUCGAGCGAGGCUGGUCGGGACACAUGCGACUGGGUCUGACGGAGCUCACACCGAAUAUUAUUGGUAAGCGCAGCGAAGGACUGCCACAUUUUGCCUUACCCGACUUGGCCAAUUUGGGCAAUAGCUGGAUAUAUCCAAUCUCUAAAUUUGAGAUGAAUCAACGACAGGAACAGUGCGGAGAUAGUGUGGAGCCCAUUCCAAAUGAACCUCCACAUCGUAAUCUUCUGGGCGAUGCGACGCAUGUGCGAACGCCGCGCGGUUUAUUACCGAAGAGACUUCUGCGACCCGCGAUGGACAAUGGCAACUCAGAUAUUCUGCUCACUGACAGGGGCUCGCGCAUUGGCAUUAUAUAUGUGCCCACAGAGACUGAUGCGUCCAAGGGUGAAUUGCACUUUAUCAUUAAUGGCGUGGACAAGGGCCCUGUCUCAAAGGAAAUACCAUUAAAUAGGUCACCCCUAUACGUUGUUAUCGAUGUUUAUGGCACAACAAAGCAAAUACGCAUUAUCCAGUUGGAGGGCAUUCUGUCCUUGCAAAGCGCUUGUCGUAAUGUCAUACUGGAGCACAUCGCAGCAGGCGCUAUUGCGCGACUUCCACUGCCGGAGAGCAUUAAGCGCUUCUUGCUGCGUCGAGAUUAGGAACUGAGACAAGGCGCACACACACACAUACAUAAGCACUUUAUGUAAUAGAGUGUUGUGUUGGUGUGGUGCUGUUGUGCAUGAGCGUGCGUCGUGAUAGCCUGUUUACCCAUUUAUAUUUUAUACGCAUUGUAGGCAACUGAAGUGCCGUUCAUUGACUUUUCAUUCCCAACAAGCGCCGGUUGGCGUUCUCAUUGCUUGCCCGCCCUCACGCAAAGAGCCCUGCCCUGCCUAGCCUAGACCUGUGCACGUUACGGAAAGGCGGCUUUCUAGUGGGGACGAAACUGCGGUUUCUGAUGGAUUUCACACGAAUUUGUAUUUUUCAUUCUGUAGAUAUAGCUUAUAAUACUUUGGUUCCGUGAUACCAGUUCAUUAUAUUUAUAUUUUAUAUAUGUAGAAUAUGUUUGAAAGCAUCACAUGUAUUUUACUCACUGUUAUACUACAACCAGCGAACAAUUUUCCCCCGUCUCACAAUACGUACAUACCUCGAAAUAUGUACAAAGCGCUUUGAUUGCAUUGCAUUAUGAAAAUAGCCAAACCCUAUUUAAAUGCAAGCCGAGCCGCUACGCGAGAAGCUCCCAACCAAGCACCGAUCUGCCUUUUAGCCGUUUCGGUCCAUCCCAGGGCGAUUUCCGUUUCCGUUAUGUACCUUUAAGAUUAUUGUUGCUAAUUGUAAAAUAAGAGUAUAAUUACAAUGUGUAGUAUGUAAAAAUCGAUGUAAUAACACGACAUAAUAUAAUAAGGGAUAAAGUGUACGUGCAUUGUAUGUAAUAAAGACAUGAUAAUAUAUAUAU